Molecule: messenger RNA, 2600 nt
Organism: Mandrillus leucophaeus (drill)
Lineage: Eukaryota; Metazoa; Chordata; Mammalia; Primates; Cercopithecidae
Gene: LRRTM1
Product: leucine rich repeat transmembrane neuronal 1
Exons: 3
Coding region: 649-2217 (522 amino acids)
Molecular function (GO): protein binding
Source: RefSeq, a predicted model, not a curated record
UGCCUGUGCAAGCUCGCGCCUCACACUGCCUGGUGGAGAGAAGGAGCCCGGGCGCCGCUCGCCGCUUCCCGCGACGCCGCCCGCACCUCCCCGCCGCCCGCCGCCCGCAAAGCAUGAGCGAGCCCGCUCUCUGCAGCUGCCCGGGACGCGAAUGGCAGGCUGUCUCCGCGGAGUAAAAGGUGGCGCCGGUCAGUGGUCGUUUCCAAUGACGGACAUUAACCAGACUGUCAAAUCCUGGGGAGUCGCGAGCCCCGAGUUUGGAGUUUUUUCCCCCCACAACGUCACAGUCCGAACUGCAGAGGGAAAGGAAGGCGGCAGGAAGGCGAAGCCCGGGCUCCGGCACGUAGUUGGGAAACUUGCGGGUCCUAGAAGUCGCCUCCCCGCCUCGCCGGCCGCCCUUGCAGCCCCAAGCCGAGCAGCAAAGUGAGACAUUGUGCGCCUGCCAGAUCCGCCGGCCGCGGACCGGGGCUGCCUCGGAAACACAGAGGGGUCUUCUCUCGCCCUGCAUAUAAUUAGCCUGCACACAAAGGGAGCAGCUGAAUGGAGGUUGUCACUCUCUGGAAAAGGGUGGCUUUCUGCAUGCUUAGAGAUUUCUGACCGAGCGCUUCCAAUGGACAUUCUCCAGUCUCUCUGGAAAGAUUCUCGCUAAUGGAUUUCCUGCUGCUCGGUCUCUGUCUAUACUGGCUGCUGAGGAGGCCCUCGGGGGUGGUCUUGUGUCUGCUGGGGGCCUGCUUUCAGAUGCUGCCCGCCGCCCCCAGCGGGUGCCCGCAGCUGUGCCGGUGCGAGGGGCGGCUGCUGUACUGCGAGGCGCUCAACCUCACCGAGGCGCCCCACAACCUGUCCGGCCUGCUGGGCUUGUCCCUGCGCUACAACAGCCUCUCGGAGCUGCGCGCCGGCCAGUUCACGGGGUUAAUGCAGCUCACGUGGCUCUAUCUGGAUCACAAUCACAUCUGCUCGGUGCAGGGGGACGCCUUUCAGAAACUGCGCCGAGUUAAGGAACUCACGCUGAGUUCCAACCAGAUCACCCAGCUGCCCAACACCACCUUCCGGCCCAUGCCCAACCUGCGCAGCGUGGACCUCUCGUACAACAAGCUGCAGGCACUCGCGCCCGACCUCUUCCACGGGCUGCGGAAGCUCACCACGCUGCAUAUGCGGGCCAACGCCAUCCAGUUUGUGCCCGUGCGCAUCUUCCAGGACUGCCGCAGCCUCAAGUUUCUCGACAUCGGAUACAAUCAGCUCAAGAGUCUGGCGCGCAACUCUUUCGCCGGCUUAUUUAAGCUCACCGAGCUGCACCUCGAGCACAACGACUUGGUCAAGGUGAACUUCGCCCACUUCCCGCGCCUCAUCUCCCUGCACUCGCUCUGCCUGCGGAGGAACAAGGUGGCCAUUGUGGUCAGCUCGCUGGACUGGGUUUGGAACCUGGAGAAAAUGGACUUGUCGGGCAACGAGAUCGAGUACAUGGAGCCCCAUGUGUUCGAGACCGUGCCGCACCUGCAGUCCCUGCAGCUGGACUCCAACCGCCUCACCUACAUCGAGCCCCGGAUCCUCAACUCUUGGAAGUCCCUGACAAGCAUCACCCUGGCCGGUAACCUGUGGGACUGCGGGCGCAACGUGUGUGCCCUAGCCUCGUGGCUCAGCAACUUCCAGGGGCGCUACGAUGGCAACUUGCAGUGCGCCAGCCCGGAGUACGCACAGGGCGAGGACGUCCUGGAUGCCGUGUACGCCUUCCACCUGUGCGAGGAUGGGGCCGAGCCCACCAGCGGCCACCUGCUCUCGGCCGUCACCAACCGGAGUGAUCUGGGGCCCCCUGCCAGCUCGGCCACCACGCUCGCGGAUGGCGGGGAGGGGCAGCACGACGGCACAUUCGAGCCUGCCACCGUGGCUCUCCCCGGCGGCGAGCACGCCGAGAAUGCCGUGCAGAUCCACAAGGUGGUCACGGGCACCAUGGCCCUCAUCUUCUCCUUCCUCAUCGUGGUCCUGGUGCUCUACGUGUCCUGGAAGUGUUUCCCAGCCAGCCUCAGGCAGCUCAGACAGUGCUUUGUCACGCAGCGCAGGAAGCAAAAGCAGAAACAGACCAUGCAUCAGAUGGCUGCCAUGUCUGCCCAGGAAUACUACGUUGAUUACAAACCGAACCACAUUGAGGGAGCCCUGGUGAUCAUCAACGAGUAUGGCUCGUGUACCUGCCACCAGCAGCCCGCCAGGGAAUGCGAGGUGUGAUUGUCCCAGUGGCUCUCAACCCAUGCGCUACCAAAUACGCCUGGGCAGCCGGGAUGGGCCGGCGGGCACCAGGCUGGGGUCUCCUUGUCUGUGCUCUGAUAUGCUCCUUGACUGAAACUUUAAGGGGAUCUCUCCCAGAGACUUGACAUUUUAGCUUUAUUGUGUCUUAAAAACAAAAACGAAUUAAAACACAACAAAAAAAAUCCCCACCCCACAACCUUCAGGACAGUCUAUCUUAAAUUUCAUAUGAGAAACUCCUUCCUCCCUUUGAAGAUCUGCCCAUAUUCAGGAAUCUGAGAGUGUAAAAAAGGUACCAAUCAUUGAUUUUUUUUUUUUUUUUUUGUAAACUAAAAUGUUUAAAAUAAAAUAGCAUUUACAGUUUU